UAUCUUCUUCUCCAUUUGAAGAACUUGCCAUCUUCUCUGGAUCUCCUGAUAAACUUAGCUAAGAUAAAGAUAUAUCAACCACAACCGCCAUCUUUUCCGGCGACUCUUAACCGUCCAAUUUCGAAUCUUUGUACCCUUCAAUAAUUUCGUCAUUUCCUAUUUCCAAGGGAACUAAGAUAUAUCUGUGACUCGGAAACACCUGUAUUUCUUCGUAGUUGAAAUUUCCGGCUGUUGGCAUAGGAGAGAGUUGUGAAUUCGAGUAGGAGAAAGAAUCAGGGUGGGGUAAAACCCGGAUUAGACACAUUGCAGUCAUCACGGCUAUAUCCAGAGGUUCACGUAUAAUCUUUCAUGUCCGCUCUUUACGACGCAAGGGUAGUGUAAUUGAGAGGAACCCUGCGCCACACGGAGGACGUGGAGCUUUGCCUUCAGAAGGGGGGAGCCCUUCUGACCUGCUCUUUCUUGCCGGCGGUGGUCUUUUCGUGUGUUAGUAAAUAGUAGGUCUUUCGAUUAGCUGAAGUUGAUAUUUCACGUUCAUACAAUCUACGCUUUUGAAGUCUGUGUGUUACAUCUCUUGUUCGGGACAAUCUGUUGUUGUAUCGAAAAUUCAAAGAUGAUAUUGAAAAUCAAGAGGGUUCAUACUGUUGUUUCCAACUACCAAAGGGAGGAGACUGAAGGAGGCUGCGGCAGGAACUGCCUCCAGAAGUGUUGUAUUCAUGGUGCAAGGCUUCCAUUGUAUGCUUGCAAGAAGGUGAACAAGUUCUCUGAUAAGGAGUGUCAGGUUCCAUUCUUGGAUACUAUCCUACUUGGAGAGUGGGAGGAUCGUAUGCAGAAGGGUCUCUUCCGAUAUGAUGUCACUGCCUGUGAGACCAAGAUAAUUCCUGGGAAGUACGGAUUCAUCGCACAGCUGAAUGAAGGCCGUCAUCUGAAGAAGAGGCCUACUGAAUUUCGUGUUGACAAGGUCCUUCAGCCCUUUGAUGGUAACAAGUUCAACUUCACUAAAGUUGGACAGGAAGAGAUGUUAUUCCAAUUUGAAGCCAGUGAGGAAGAUGAAGCUCUGUUCUUCCCAGACAUUCCAAUUGAUAUUGAGAAUUCCCCUAGCAUUGUGGCCAUAAAUGUUAGUCCUAUUGAAUAUGGGCAUGUUCUGUUGAUCCCUAGGGUUCUUGAUUGCCUGCCUCAGAUGAUUGACAGGGAAAGCUUCUUCCUUGCUAUUCUUAUGGCAGCAGAAGCUGGAAAUCCUUACUUUCGCCUCGGUUACAACAGCCUUGGUGCAUUUGCCACCAUCAACCACCUUCAUUUUCAGGCUUACUAUUUAGCUGUUCCCUUGCCCAUCGAGAAGGCAUCUACCAGGAAGUUAGCGAUACUAAAAAACGCUGUCAGCAUUUCGUGUCUGCUAAAUUAUCCCGUCAGAGGUCUUGUUUUUGAAGGUGGACAUACCGUGGAAGAUCUUUCCAAUGCUGUAUCCGAUUCUUGCAUAUGCCUUCAGGACAACAACAUACCAUAUAACGUGCUGAUAGCGGACUCUGGAAAGCGCAUCUUCCUCUUACCUCAGUGGUAUGCGGAGAAACAGGCCCUUGGAGAAGUGAGUGGUGAGCAUCUGGAUACCCAAGUGAAUCCAGCAGUAUGGGAAAUUAGCGGGCAUAUGGUGUUAAAGAGAAGAAUGGAUUACGAGGAUGCAUCGGAAGAGAAUGCUUGGAGGCUUCUUGCAGAGGUCUCGCUUUCGAAAGAAAGAUUUGAAGAAGUUAAGGAACUCAUAUUUGGACAGGACGAUGAGCCAGAUAAGGCAGUGGCCAAGGGCUCACAUCAGUCCAUGGUGACUGAAAACCAAGAAUGUCUGAGUUUGUUUGGUUAAAUUCCUGCUAUUGAUGUUUGUAUGUGAGAAGCAUAAACUUAUUGUGUUCAACUAAAUAAGCGCAAACCAGAUUUGCUUGUUGUGUGCAUUUGUAAGUGUCAACUUUGCUGUCUUUCUGUCUGUGUAUCUAUUUGCUAUGUUUGUACUAUUACUUACUAUGUAAUGAUUCUAUUGUGGUAAUGAAAUUAAAUGUUUGGUAUG
Impatiens glandulifera is the source of this 2050-nucleotide messenger RNA. Its product is annotated as GDP-L-galactose phosphorylase 2-like. Gene Ontology annotation, molecular function: GDP-D-glucose phosphorylase activity. The transcript has 8 exons. The coding region runs from base 611 to 1849 and encodes 412 amino acids. Gene Ontology annotation, biological process: glucose metabolic process. The record is from RefSeq and is a predicted model, not a curated record. NCBI's taxonomy places the organism in Eukaryota, Viridiplantae, Streptophyta, Magnoliopsida, Ericales, Balsaminaceae. Gene Ontology annotation, cellular component: cytoplasm.